AAGGAAACGGCACCCCACUCCAGCAUUCCUGCCUGGGAAAUCUCAUGGGCAGAGGAGCCCGGCGGGCUACAGUCGACCGGGUCGCAAAGAAUCGGACACGACUUAUCGACUAUAAACAACGAAUGUUCACUUGGCCUGCUCUGAUACCUAUUAGCCGUUCCCAUUCUGCUUCUGUGGGACAGAAGCAACGACGGGCAAGGAAUGAUGCCCUUAGAGCAAAGAUCAGCUGUCAGGCCAGCCACGAGGACCGAGGGUCGCCGGAACCGGGUUUUUCCCCGCGACCCCCCGCCGACCCGGGGCGGAGCACCUGCGGGCUGCAGAAGGGGCGGAGCACGUUGCGGGCGAGGCUCUGGAGGCGGGGCCGGGGGACUCGGGGGCCGGCCUCCCGGGAGCGGUGGCGACGACCUCAGCGGACGCCGGUCGGGAACGCAGGCUCGGUGGGCCGCCGGGAGGGAGCGAGCCAGCGCUCCAGGGAGGGAACUGCUGACCGGUCACCGGCUGUGGGCACGAUGCGACCCGGAGAGGAGCGGCCGGUGGAAGGGGGUGCCUGCGCCAGCGUCUCCGAUCUGGAGCUGCUGAAGCUGCGCGCUGCGGAGUGCAUCGACGCGGCGGCCGAGCGCCUGGGGGCCCUGAGCCGCGCCAUCUGGAGCGAGCCCGAGCUGGCCUACGAAGAGCAUCAGGCCCACGGCGUGCUGACGCGCUUCUUCCAGAGCGAGACCCCGGCCGGGUCGUGGGCGGUGCAGCCGCACUACCAGCUGGCCACGGCCUUCCGCGCCGAGUGGGGGUCGCCGGGGGGCUGGGCGGCGCCGCGCCCGCUGCACCUGGGCUUUCUCUGCGAGUACGACGCGCUGCCCGGCAUCGGGCACGCCUGCGGCCACAACCUGAUCGCCGAGGUCGGGGCGGCGGCCGCCCUGGGCGUGAAGGGGGCCCUGGAGAGCCUCGCCGGACUGCCUCUGCCGGUGAAGGUGAUUGUCCUGGGAACCCCUGCAGAAGAAGAUGGUGGUGGCAAAAUUGAUUUAAUUGAAGCCGGGGCUUUCAAAAAUCUUGAUGUUGUUUUUAUGGCCCAUCCAUCUCAAGAGAAUGCCGCUUAUCUACCUGACGUUGCUGAACAUGAUGAUACAGAAAAAGUCAUUCCUGAUGAUGUUCUGUCUCCUAGUGUGACUGUGAAGUACUACGGUAAGGCGUCUCAUGCCGCCGCUUAUCCCUGGGAAGGGCUGAAUGCAUUGGAUGCUGCCGUCCUCGCUUACAACAAUCUGUCCGUGUUAAGACAGCAGCUGAAGCCCGCCUGGAGAGUUCAUGGUAUAAUAAAAAAUGGUGGUGUAAAACCCAAUAUCAUUCCCUCUUAUUCUGAGUUAAUCUAUUACUUCCGUGCACCCUCAAUGAAAGAGCUUCCAGUUUUGACCAAAAAGGCAGAAGAUUGCUUCAGAGCUGCAGCUUUGGCCACUGGGUGCACAGUGGAAAUUGACGGUGGAGCACAUGAUUAUUACAAUGUUCUUCCCAAUAAGAGUCUGUGGAAAGCUUAUGUGGAAAACGGAAAAAAGCUAGGAAUAGACUUCAUUUCAGAAGAUGCCAUGUUCAGUGGCCCUUCAGGAUCUACCGAUUUUGGAAAUGUUUCUUUUGUGGUUCCCGGGAUUCAUCCGUAUUUUUACAUUGGAUCUAAUGCCUUGAAUCAUACAGAACAGUACACUGAAGCUGCAGGAUCACAGGAAGCUCAGUUCUACACUUUGAGAACAGCCAAAGCUCUGGCAAUGACUGCACUGGAUGUUAUUUUUAAACCAGAGUUGCUGGAAAGAAUCAGAGAGGACUUCAAAUUGAAACUUCAAGAAGAAGAGUUUUAAAUGCAGUAGAAUAAAAGGAGGGUUUAGGAGCUACUGACAGAUCAUUCAGAAGAAGUGAUGAUUUUUCUCCUGUAAUCUUUUUUAAUGAGCGAGGAGGGCAUGGCUUGUUUUUCAGUCUUAAAGGAGUCAAAUUCCUCUUACCUGAAAAGUGAGGACACGAUGUGGAAAAAACAUAUUACCUCACCUCAUAUCUAGAGUGAAAAUUUCACAAAUCUGUGGCUGAUGAAAUUGUGACCUUUCAGAGCUGGCAUUUCAUAAACAACCUGGAUGACACAUGGUUUAUCAGUGAUAAUAUUUUAUAAAGCCAUAUGUUGUGUGAGUGUAUUUUAAAAGAUCCAAGAGAUUUCAGGCCUUAUAUUCAUAAUGGGCACAUGAAAGAUAUUUUUGGUAUUGGUAACACUGUUCUAUAAAGUUUUUUAAAAAUUCCCGUUCUAAAUUUAUGGAAGAUUCAUUUGGAAUAUCUGUAUCUGUUUUGGUCUAGAGACUCUCUUCAUUGAUAAUAAAAGUAGGCUUUUAAUCAGAAAUGCUGUGGGAAAUAACUAGAAACUCAGGUGCAAAGAAUGAGCUUAAGUUACCGUUUGAAAGACAAUGAAAGUGUUCUUUUUUGUAUAUAACUUACUCUGAGGAGUGGCAUUGAAGUGCUAUUUCUCAUUCCAUAUUAUUGUAAUAGGGAAAAUGGUAGCUGGAUAGGAUUAGGCUCUUCCUGUAAGGUUUUGGCUUGGUGGCCCCAUGUGUCCUAGAGGAAUAUGGUGAGAGGAGUGAUGUCUGCUUAUCUUGAAUGUUAAUGUCAUGGAACUGGUCCCCUCUACCUAGCAGCCCUGUUCAGGCUUCUCCUCAGAAGCUAGCCUGUCUAGCCUGAGUAAACUCGGUAGUUUAUUAAAUUUAGGGGACAGAAUUCUAAGCCUCCUUAAGCCCCAUGCUAGUAUAAACUAAGAAGUAUUAUAUUAGUUUUUCCUGGUGUGACUUUCUUUAUCAUGAUAAAAGAAUGUGAAAAGUAUCCAGUAAAACAAAUAUAUUAAGCUGUGAAUAUAGUAAAGGUCCAGGAGUCUUUAUUUUAAAGGGAGUCCUCAAAUUUGAGCCAUAAGCAUUCCAAAAAUGGAAGGGGGAAAGAGAGCAAAGUGAGCAUUUGGUCUCAGCUGUAAGCAAGUCAGCUUGUGUGCUCUGAGACUUCCGCUUCUCAUUUGGAAAGUUAGAUUUGAUCCCUUAUCCUUAUAGUCUUUUAAACCUCUAUUACCUCUUCUAUCUGAAGUUAUUUAAAGUUAAAAGAAAGAGAGGGGAAUUUGAGAGGAGAGUUAGUAUUUGAGAAUUGCUUUCCUUCUGUAUCUGCCGUCUGCAGACUGGCCUGAUUUGGCAAGCAGCCUGAUUGUUUAUGGCUAGCGUGCUGAAAGUGAGCUGUUCUUUUUUAAGGGGCACAGGAAGAAAGAGCAUCAGACAGCAAAUUGUGUGACCUGCAACACCUAAGACAUUUACUGUCCACCCCUUUGUAAGAUAAAGUUUGCCUGUCCAUCCUGUGUAACAUAAAAACUGGCUCUCUUUGACUUACAUCAUAUAAUCAGAUCUUAUCCUGGAAGAAAACUUCAGACCUCUGAAUUGAAAACAGUGAGAAAGGGACUUAGACAGCAGUGCCCAUAACGCGUCAGUGGUCUGUCCUCACUGGGGGUUCUGGCUCUUUUGAAGUUUGCUUUCUUUUAGUAUCCAGCCUUAAGGCUGUCCCCUGUGCAGGCCACUCUUCUUACUCUGUAUCAGCUUUUAGAACUCGAUCCUCCAUGACAUUCUCUGUCUCAUUUUUUAAAAUUAAAGUAGAUCCCUGGGUCCGGAAGACCCCCUGGAGAAGGGAAUGGCUACCCAAUCCAGUAUCCUUGCCUGGAGAAUUCCAUUUCCCCCAGAUCUCACCCUGACAUUUUAUGUUAAGUUAUUUAGUAUAAUUCAGACUUUAUUCUUUAUAAUUCAGACUUUUAAAAUCCCCUCUUCGUUUUUAUUUACUAGUGAGUUAACUGAGCCAUAUUACAUUAAAUGUUUAUACUUAGCUUAAAUUAUCAUUGUGUUGAUUGGGCCUCACAUUUUAGAUUAAAUCUCCAAAGAUUAUUUGGAGGAUAAAUGGAGAACCACUCAAUUACAGGAGAACAGUGUCACUUCUAGAUAAAAAGGGUUAUAUAUAUAUGUAUAUACAUAUACUCUAUAUAUGUAAAUGAUGAAUAUUUUUAGGAGGUUGACACAUGAAUAAGACUUUUUCAAAAUGGAAUUUUGUGCCUUGAUUUUGAGAAAAGGGGCGACUGGCUUUUUCUCCCAGAAUCAGUUUGAAUAAGGACACUUGACUGUCUCUUAGAUUCGGUGAUUGCAUGUUACUCCUCUGCCUGAUUAUGUGUUCUUUGAAGCCGCUGUCUUUUCUGUAUGCUUAAUUUCCUUUAAGUGCAUUAAAACCUGACUCAUUUGAAAGAAAAAACAGGCCAAGCUGAGUUAGUAUAAAGUUUAAAAUAAUUUGACUUUUAAAAUAGUGAAUUAACUUCUAACCUAAACUAGAGACAUAAGUGGACCUGCUUGAGUAUCUUGGUUUUUAUGGAAAAAGGGUUUAUUACAUGGUUUUUUGUUUCUUUUUAAACUGUCACUGUUCACAGGCUGAACUGAAAGCCUUUUCCUCAAAUACCAACUUUUGGCUAUUUUUCUUAAAUUAAUAGACCUAAAUUAUAUAAUCCAGAUUAAUGGGUUAAAUUUAAUAACAGAUUGAACAUGUUUUUUCAUUUGUGGCUUAAUUUUAAAAGCAGGCCUGACUGAAUAUGGGACCUGGAUAAAACGAUUAUGUGGUACUACUCACUACUAAGUUGCUAUCUACUAUAUAAUGAUUAAGUGUUGCUAAUAUUUAGCUAGCCUCUUAAAAUUCUUAGAUUCUAUUAGUUUUAAAAACUACUCAUAUUUUAUGAAUUAUUCAGGAAUUUUCCCUUUUUAAUUGCUUCUUCCUGUAACACUCAUUAGGGCUGGGACAUUUAGGUUAAAUUAGAACAUUCUCAUGUGUUCAUGAAUACUUGUAUAAACUGGAAGUGUUUUGGUUUC
Molecule: messenger RNA, 4886 nt
Organism: Dama dama (fallow deer)
Lineage: Eukaryota; Metazoa; Chordata; Mammalia; Artiodactyla; Cervidae
Gene: PM20D2
Product: peptidase M20 domain containing 2
Exons: 7
Coding region: 45-1838 (597 amino acids)
Molecular function (GO): dipeptidase activity
Source: RefSeq, a predicted model, not a curated record